Solenopsis invicta (red fire ant) is the source of this 1053-nucleotide messenger RNA. RefSeq lists its product as uncharacterized. The transcript has a single exon. The record is from RefSeq and is a predicted model, not a curated record. Lineage: Eukaryota; Metazoa; Arthropoda; Insecta; Hymenoptera; Formicidae. The coding region runs from base 1 to 1053 and encodes 350 amino acids.
AUGGCACGUGCACAGGAUAUGGGGCAAGUAGUACAAAUUUCCACAGAUAAUUUACGUACGUACAAAUUGCCAAAAAUACAGCUGCCAAAGUUUAGCGGAGAUCUUAAAGAAUGGUUACAGUUUUGGAGCCUGUUUAAGCACAUUCAUGAGGAUACGAGCAUUACAAAGGAAGAUAAAUUUCAAUACUUAAUUCAAGCGAUGGUAAAGGACUCUCGAGCAAGUUUGCUAGUCAACAGUUUUCCACUGACAGCAGCAAAUUAUGAGAAGGUCAUCUCGAGCUUGGAAUCACGUUUCGGCAGAGAUGAUUUGUUAGUCGAAGUCUAUGUUCGAGAAAUGCUCAAAUUAGUAUUGAAUCAAUCUAUAAAGUCAAAUCAUCUUUCUUUGUCUAACAUUUAUGACAAGCUUGAAACGCAAUUACGAGCUCUAGAGUCGCUUGGAGUUACAACAGACAUGUGUGCUGCGAUGCUAUAUCCGUUGGUGGAAUCGUCUUUACCAGAAGAUCUCCUGCGUGUUUGGCAACGGAAUUCCAAAGCUGUCGGUUCUACCACAUCAAAACAACGGCUAGACGAACUGAUGUCUUUCCUUAACACGGAAGUAAUGAGCGAAGAGAGAAUCGCCAUGGCUAUGAAUGGUUUUGGCAUAAACGAAACAAAUCAAGACAAGUUUAAGAAAAAAAUAAGGUCAGAACCAAAAGAGAUUGCUACGGCUGCUGGACUUCUUUCUACUAAGGAAGACAAACCACUUUCUUGUAUAUUUUGCGGACAAGAACAUGACAGUGCUUCAUGCGAAAAAGCUAAGAAAAUAUCAUAUGAAGAAAGAUGCAAAAUCGUCAAAGAGAAAAAUGCCUGUUUUUACUGUACAAGAGUAGGUCACAGUUUUAGACACUGUCGAUAUAGAGGAAAAUGUGCAUGGUGCAGCAGGAGACAUGUAUUAAUCAUGUGUCGUAAUACAAUGUUUAACGAUUCAGUAAAAAACAAUGCAGAAAAAUCUAUUAAAACGCAGGAACAAGCUAUUCUUGCUAAUAUUUCACUUACAAAAGAAGUAUUUUUAUAG